Messenger RNA from Amborella trichopoda, 1459 nucleotides. Its product is annotated as mediator of RNA polymerase II transcription subunit 11. Gene Ontology annotation, cellular component: mediator complex. Gene Ontology annotation, biological process: regulation of transcription by RNA polymerase II. Gene Ontology annotation, molecular function: transcription coregulator activity. Lineage: Eukaryota; Viridiplantae; Streptophyta; Magnoliopsida; Amborellales; Amborellaceae. The record is from RefSeq and is a predicted model, not a curated record.
GUUGAUCUGCCAUGGCAACAGAACCUUCAGAGUUCCCCUCCUCCUAUUGUAGAACUUUCAGAAUUUCAUUAUAUUCUGUUUUGAGGUCUGGUGCAGCAGUUGACCGGGCCAAUAUGUUAUCCCACAAUUCCUUACAAACAUUGUACACUAUUUUUCUCUUCCUCUCCUUGUACCCAAAGCUUGGGCCAUGGAUGUCCACAAACACUCUAAACCAUAAAGACCUCUCAACUCAAAUACCAUUAUCAAUGGCUAAUACAGAGACCAUUAUCAAUGGCUAAUACAGAGAAAUUAAAAGACCAUAGAACAAGAUGAAUGAAGUAGCAAGAUGAGAAAGAAACCGGAUCUUGCCAAAUAUUCAAUCUAACCUUCUGAACUCCAAGGAUUCACUAAAUGACUAUCAAAUGAGUAUGACUGCUCCACAAAAAAUCUCUAACACCAAAACUUGUCAGCUGGUCCACAUCAUUGUUGGCUUAUAUUGAGGGAAAGAGAAGAGAGAGGCCGUGAGGGAAAGAGGACAGAGGUUGCGAGGGAGAGAGAGAGAGAGAGGAGAGAUGCGGUAAGGGAGAGAGGCGAGGGUCUAGUAAGAAUCACCACUAUUUGAGGCAGGGUCUAGUGAGAAUCACCUCUAUUUGAGGUAGGGUCCAAUAAGAUCACCGCUAUUUGAGGUGCAUACAAAUAAAAGAGAAAAAAUUACGCAUUCUGUUUCUAGUUUGGUCAAAUGGAUACAAAUGAUGUUCCUAAUGCCUCAUUGCAGCUGCUUCAUCAAGUCGAAAAGAGGAUAGUUCGUGUUUUAGAGCUUGCUGGUGGAGUAAUGGAGGAAUUGGCAAAUGGAACAGGUCCCAGAAUGGAAGUUCUUAAUAAUUAUUGCCCGGAGUUCAUGCAAUCCAUUAAGGAGAUUCAGAUGAUGUUGUGGCAGGAAAUUAAAAGUGCAUGUGAUUAUCGGCCAUUCGAGAAAUGUGAUUACAAUUCCAGAAUUUCUAAUGAGAUGUGUUGCAAGAAGCUCGGCAUGAUUAUAGGACGGCUGGAUGGCAUGAAACAGACCAUAGAGGAGUACAACAAGGCAAAUUGAUUUUCGAUUGUGUCAUAUCUUCUUCUUCUCCUUGCUUCUUUAUAUGUGAAUGAUAGAUCAUUACAGAGGAAUGAUAUGCCAAUCAAAAUGAUCCCCACGACAUGCAUGUUAUUUCAGUCAUGGUUAGUGGCAAUGUAUAUUUAUCUAGUGCAUAUGAUAAUGCAUACAGAUUGUUUUUCCGACAAAGAAUCGAGAAACAAAAAUCUUCGAAUGCCUCGGAGGCUGAGGUUCUUUUCUUCUUCUAGUUUUCCAUUAUAGGAGGUUGGUUGUGACUAUUGGUGGCAUAAAUUGUAUUUUGUUGUGUCCUGAAGUACAUGGAUGUCAUUAAGAGACAACGAGUGUUUUGACUGCUUUUAUGAUUUUAUGGCAUGACUUGACUUUUGUUACACA